CCCCUGCACAGUUCAUGGCUGCUAACGAUGGCGCGAGCAGCCCAACAGCCAACCCCAAUGCCUCUGUCACCAGCCUUGGUACCGCCCUCACCGCGAAGACAAACAGCCUGCAGAGCCAGCUUCGCGGAACUUCUACCAGAAGAUCUGUGGUAACCUCCCCGCCUUGGGCACGCAACGAGCCUCCGUCACCUACAGAGCAAACCUUGCUUUCGACCAGCGACCUUACCCGACCCCGGGCAUCCGACGUUGGGACGAGUCGUACCGCAUCCCCGGGACCCCCUCCAGAAUCUGCCAACUCACUAUGGCAGACAUUCGCGCACGCAGACGGUCGACCGCCCCCACCUCCGCCGCCGGCGGCAACCGUCAACACGCAACUGCAACCCCCUCAGAUGAGGAACAUAGGAUGGGCGUUGAAAGAACGUUCCAAAUCCUGGCUUACUCCGGCCAAUCGGAGGUCGCAGGACGGAGCUACUGAGACAAAGCCUGCAGAUGCAGGCAACACCGUGUUUCCCCGGCCACCACGUCAGAACGCUCGUGGCCUUACCCUGGAACUUCCACCUCCCCAAGAGAACCUUUUCACCCUCCAUCAUAACCAUACCCCUGGAUGGGCGUCCCCGUGGUCGGCUCGUCCGCACCCUCUUUUUCCCGUUGGCAAUGGCUACGAACCAUCGGAUCAUGCUAAUUCAGCCGAUGAAACCGAGGUGACAGGUCCCAACGAGAAAUCAACGGACUGGAAGAGCAGGAGGAAGAGAUGGCGACGCUUCUUCCUCACCAAUAAUUAUGUGCCUCUUCUCUUCCGCGUGAUCAACAUUGCUUUCACUACGGCUGCUUUGGCCAUGGCCAUCCGAAUACGAGAGACGGAAAUGCAUCAUCACGUUAUGGGAGCAGUCGGGAGCUCGCCAACUCUUGUCAUUAUAUUUGCCCCUUUGACUUUAGUGCACGUUAUGUCCGCUAUCUACCUGGAAUAUCUUGGACGGCCACUCGGUUUAUGGCGAACAUCUGCCAAGUUGGCACAUACACUAUUCGAGGUCGUCUUCAUCUGCGCGUGGUCCGCUGCCCUGUCCCUUUCCUUCGACAAUUUCUUCACAUCUCUCAUUCCUUGCGCCUCCCCAUCCCGGAUCUCAUGGUACAAUGAAUUGAACCGCCCCAGCAAUAUCCCCGGCCUCGGUCGCGGGCAUGGCGGCGUCGGCGACAACAUAUGCGAUGACCAAGUCAUCCUCAUUUGCCUGGUCGGCGUCGGGUUGAUCAUGUAUUGCAUCAACCUGGUUAUCAGCCUCUUCCGCAUCUUCGAGAAGGUCAAAUACCAUCCCGCGGUUUCCUCUCGACCAUGAUCCACGUAGACAUAGUUCCGCGGAUUUGUGCUCCCACCCCCUGGACCCUGCUUGACAGGCGGGUUCGUUUAUAUAUAUAUCACACCGGACAAGCCAUCCCAGAAAUACC
This is a messenger RNA of Punctularia strigosozonata HHB-11173 SS5, 1440 nucleotides long. RefSeq lists its product as uncharacterized. Lineage: Eukaryota; Fungi; Basidiomycota; Agaricomycetes; Corticiales; Punctulariaceae. Gene Ontology annotation, biological process: positive regulation of catalytic activity. The transcript has 5 exons. Gene Ontology annotation, cellular component: cell periphery; fungal-type vacuole. The coding region runs from base 15 to 1331 and encodes 438 amino acids. The record is from RefSeq and is a predicted model, not a curated record.